GUACGAGGUGAUUGCUGCUGCUGCGAUUGAAUUAAAACAAAAUCACAUCAUGGCUGACGAUACGCGGGGCUCCACAGCCAUUGCUCCCGAGCAAAGGGAGCCGGAAUCGCAAAAUACUGCAUCGGAUUUCACAUCUCAAAAGAAGCUGAAACAUGAGAUUCCUCAAUCGCAAGUCGGAAAACUUUGGGAUGCAUUUGGAAACCCUGAAGAGCCUGUCAACAUGCUUCCUUCUGCUGGGGUCAAGUCCGGAAAGAAGCACGCUGACAUCACGGUCACCGAAGCUAUGAAGUCUAUGUCGUUGGAGAAUGCUACGUCUUUCUACAAAGCACCCUGUGCUCGAGAUUCGUUGCUUAUCGGAAUCGGCGCCGGGUUCGGUGUAGGUGGGGUGAGGGGUGUCAUUGGAGGGCUGCCCAAGAUUUGGACUGCCUGUAACUGGGCCGUGGGCGCAUUUGCCAUUACCGCCCUCGCAACACAUGAAUUCUGCCAGCGACGUCGAGUACAGGAAUUGGACGGCAUGAAACAGGCUGUGGAGCUGAUGAAGGAACUCAAACUUAAGAAGCAGCGUGAGAAGGAGCAGAAGGAAAAGGAAGCUGCGCGCCUGGCGGAAGAAGAGAGGCAACGGAAGAGUUGGACCAACCCUUCCAACUACAAGUUCUGGUAGAGUCAAUUGCACAUCGCGUGGAGUCUUGGAGUAUGCUUUCAGGAAAUCAUUGUAUAUUAUUAUAUGUCAUGUGGUAUGCAUGUCAGGUACAUACAUAUUGUUCUAUUCAAGAGCUCCAU
Molecule: messenger RNA, 780 nt
Organism: Aspergillus japonicus CBS 114.51
Lineage: Eukaryota; Fungi; Ascomycota; Eurotiomycetes; Eurotiales; Aspergillaceae
Product: cytochrome oxidase biogenesis protein, Cox20 subunit
Exons: 2
Coding region: 50-661 (203 amino acids)
Biological process (GO): mitochondrial respiratory chain complex IV assembly
Cellular component (GO): mitochondrial inner membrane; mitochondrion
Source: RefSeq, a predicted model, not a curated record